AAACCACUAUAAACCUCUUAUAAACCCUAACCCUAGUCGUGCUCUCUUCCGCUACACUUGAACAAACAUCGGGAGAGACUGAGAAGCGAAAUUCCAAGCACCUUAUACAUGGCGCUGUAUCUAUUGUAUGAGUCGGCGUCUGGGUAUGGUUUAUUCUUAGCUCAUGGGAUUGAUGAAAUAGGGCAGAACACGGAGGCAGUUCGGAACUCAAUCACUGAUCUCAACCGCUUUGGAAAAGUUGUAAAACUUGAAGCUUUUAACCCUUUUGAGUCUGCCCUCGAUGCCCUCAAUCAAUGCAAUGCUGUUUCUGAAGGUCAAAUGACUGAGGAGCUACAGAAUUUCUUGGAGCGUAGCCUCCCAAAAGUCAAGGAGGGUAAGAAAGCCAAGUUCAGCUUAGGAUUGGCAGAGCCUAAGCUUGGGUCACAUAUCCACGAAGUAACUAAGAUUCCUUGCCAAAGUAACGAGUUUGUUCUUGAGAUUUUGCGUGGAGUACGAUUGCAUUUUGAGAAGUUCAUUGAAAACCUAAAGUCCGGUGAUUUGGAGAAAGCCCAACUUGGUCUGAGUCACAGUUACAGCAGAGCAAAGGUCAAGUUCAAUGUUAAUCGUGUUGACAAUAUGGUUACUCAGGCAAUUGUCCUACUUGAUACUCUUGAUAAAGAUAUAAAUACCUUUGCCAUGAGAGUCAGAGAAUGGUACUCUUGGCAUUUCCCAGAGUUGGUCAAGAUUGUCAAUGACAAUUAUCUAUAUGCCAAAGUUGCAAAAUUCGUUGAUGACAAAUCCCAAUUGUCCGAAGACAAAAUUUCAGCAUUAACUGAAAUAGUCGGAGAUGAAGAUAAAGCAAAAGAAAUCGUAGAAGCUGCAAAAGCAUCUAUGGGCCAGGAUUUGUCACCAGUUGACUUGAUUAAUGUCAAGCUAUUUGCACAGAGGGUAAUGGACCUCGUUGAAUACAGGAAGAAUCUUUAUGAUUAUCUUGUUGCCAAAAUGCACGACAUAGCACCAAAUUUGGCUGCUCUGAUUGGUGAAGUCGUGGGUGCUCGUUUAAUUUCUCAUGCUGGUAGUCUCACAAAUUUGGCGAAGUGCCCUUCUUCUACCCUUCAGAUCCUUGGUGCUGAGAAGGCACUCUUCAGGGCCUUGAAAACCAAAGGAAAUACGCCAAAAUAUGGACUCAUAUUCCAUUCUUCUUUCAUUGGCCGUGCCUCUGCUCGUAACAAAGGUCGAAUGGCUCGUUAUCUUGCAAACAAGUGUUCUAUUGCUUCUCGUCUCGACUGUUUCUUAGAUAAGAGUACUACUACUUUUGGAGAGAAACUCCGUGAACAAGUUGAGGAGCGUCUAGACUUCUAUGACAAGGGGGUUGCACCACGGAAAAACCUAGAUGUGAUGAAAGCUGCUCUUGAAACCGUUGAAGACAAAGACACAGAAAUGGAUGUCGAUGAGCCUUCCACAAAGAAAAGCAAGAAAAAGAAAUCCAAAGUUGAUGUGGUGGAAUAUGCUCAACCCAUGAUAGAGGAUAAACCACUUGACACAAAUGGUGAUGCCUCUGAGGAACCAAAGUCUGAAAAGAAGAAGAAUAAGAAGGAUAAGCGAAAAUCAGAAGCAGAGCAUGAAGAGGAUCAGACUGUUGAUAAUGCCAAUGGUGUGCAUGAGGAUGGAACAGCAAAGAAGAAGAAGAAAAAGAAGAGUAAGGAAGACAAUGGAGAGGAACUCCAAGCCGCAGUUGAAAUUAAAAAGAAGAAAAAGAAGUCCAAAGUCCAAGAUGAUGAAUAAAUGUACAAUUUUUUCCAACCUUGGUCUUGUUAUUUUGACAUUUCUUCGUCACCUCUUAUAGUGCCUGUAUGCUCUUAGGGUAGAUUUGUGGUGUCUUUCAGUUUUGCGUGUAUCAAACGCUCAUCUUAUUUAUUAUCAUCAGAAUGGUAUUAUCACGAUUCCCUU
Molecule: messenger RNA, 1929 nt
Organism: Solanum dulcamara
Lineage: Eukaryota; Viridiplantae; Streptophyta; Magnoliopsida; Solanales; Solanaceae
Product: nucleolar protein 56-like
Exons: 8
Coding region: 109-1764 (551 amino acids)
Cellular component (GO): box C/D methylation guide snoRNP complex; small-subunit processome
Molecular function (GO): snoRNA binding
Source: RefSeq, a predicted model, not a curated record